Molecule: messenger RNA, 876 nt
Organism: Paraphaeosphaeria sporulosa
Lineage: Eukaryota; Fungi; Ascomycota; Dothideomycetes; Pleosporales; Didymosphaeriaceae
Exons: 4
Coding region: 1-876 (291 amino acids)
Source: RefSeq, a predicted model, not a curated record
AUGAAUGUGCCCGUCGCUGCGAAUGUUCUUGGAACAAUAGGCGCUGUCUGCUGGUCUAUACAGUUAAUUCCGCAAAUAGUGAUCAACUAUCGUCGUCACAAUGCUGUUGGUCUCCAGCCUACGAUGAUGAUGCUGUGGGCGUGGGCCGGCGUGCCGCUCGGCGUGUAUAACAUUGUCAAAGGCUUCAACAUUGCGUUGAGGAUACAACCACAGAUCCUGACGCUGCUAAGCUUGGUAACAUGGAUCCAAUGUUACUACUAUGAGAAGAAGUGGUCGAUUUGGCGCUCCCUUGCGCUUGUAGUUCCUGUCGCCUGCAUCAUGGGCGGCAUACAAGCAGCUCUGAUCAUCGCUCUGCGCAUCGCGCAAGACAGGAAUGCCCAAUGGCCGCUGAUUCUCAUGGCCGUCCUCUCGGCAGCGUUGCUUGCGGCUGGUGUGCUUCGGCACUACCUGGACAUCUACACUCAUCGCACUGUCCGCGGGAUCUCUUUCCUCUUUGUCGGGAUCGAUGCUGCUGGAGACUUGUUCUCCUUAGUGUCUGUCUUAUUCCAACAGGAGUUAGAUAUUCUCGGCCUUGUCAUCUACGGGACGGAGCUCAUCUUGUGGAUCGGUGUCUUCGCAUGUGGAGGCUACUACAACCUCCUGCCCUGGGUUCGGAGCAGGGGAAAGCGUGGAAAAGCAACGAACAAUGCCGCGGGCAAUGGCGAACUACCGACUGUCUGUUCGAGGACCAGCGGCCGGCAAACUGGGCCGCCGGUGGAGGCCAUUGCGAUGCACGACUUGCCUUCCAGUACUUCGGUCUUCCGCACGCCAUCUGGGGAACUUGAAGUCGUGCGUCAUCGAUCGCGGGGUAGCAUCACUGGGCCGUCGGACCCGUGA